AUGGCCACUGUAGAGGAAAACAUCAUGACCACAGUAAAUGAGGGCCACAACCUUCUUAUAUUAGGCCAAGUAGGCACUGGCAAAACUAAAUUGAUUACAGGAAUUAACGGAAAAUUAAUGCUAUUCAAAAAGGUUGUCAUGACCGCAUUAACUGGCAUGGCAGCUACACUAUUACGUAAUGUAACUACGAUCCAUUGGUUCCUUAGGCUGAUGGAUGGGCGCUUUCAAUCGGAUGAAUUGAUUCAAAGAAUAGAGAAUCUAGAUGACAUGGCGGUAACAAAGAUACAUAUCAAAGAAAUCGAUGUAUUAAUAAUUAAUGAAGUCCCUGGUUUAUCGAAGAAAAUGUUUAUUCAGGGAACAUCGCCAAGGAAUGGACAACAUUUUCCAGACAAGCCGAUAUGUGUUAUAAGAAGAGCACCCAAGAAACAGCUAUAA
This is a messenger RNA of Saccoglossus kowalevskii, 435 nucleotides long. RefSeq lists its product as uncharacterized. The record is from RefSeq and is a predicted model, not a curated record. Gene Ontology annotation, molecular function: DNA helicase activity. NCBI's taxonomy places the organism in Eukaryota, Metazoa, Hemichordata, Enteropneusta, Harrimaniidae. Gene Ontology annotation, biological process: DNA repair; telomere maintenance.